GUCCGUCACAUCUUUCCAGAAGACAGUGAAGAGGAGAUACAAGUGGGGGAUGUUGUUAGUGCACUUUGGCUUCCAAACGGCCAAUAUUAUGAUGCUAAAGUGCUACAGAUAGGAGGUGAUAAGGAAGAGCUUAUGAAGGAAAGAAUACGUCUAGAAAAGGCAAAGAAAAAGGGAAAGCAACCAGAAAAAAGUGCAGCAAAGAAGCGCAAGCAUCCAGAUGAUAGCAACACAGAGUUGCAGCAGUGUGAGAAGUCCAACAAACGAAAUGAUGACAAGGAAAAUGAGCAGAAAUCCAAAGAAAAGGAAGCAAAAAAGAAGAAGAAAGAAGAAGAAAAACAAAGGCAGCUACUGUUACUGCAGACAAGAAAGUCACAAGCUGCUGCACGAUGGGCAAGUAGCAGUCACCAAAUGGAAAAAGAGGUGACCAUUCUUGGUGAGGUGAACCCUACUCCUGCCGCUGGAUUCACACCUUUACCAAUUCGUGGCAGGAAUUCAACUACACAAGCCAGAGUCUUCCCUCCAGGUAAAGAACAAGAUGAGCACUUUGAUAAUUCAGCUCUAACCCCAACUGGUGGACAGAAAACCUGCUCAAGCUUGCCUCCAUCUAAACAAAAGAUAGGAACACCCCAACUCAACAGUCCUUGCUCUACCUCAACAAAUUCUCCAACCUUGUCUAUUGCUUCUACAUCUAAAGAAUCAACUCAACCUCCAGAGGAGACUCCCAGAAGGUCCAGCAACAAAAAAAGGAGUGACUGUGACCCCAGGCGGGGUUUACAUUUUCAAAGCUCUGUGGUAGACAGCAGCAGUGAAGAGGAAGGUACCGAAUAUUGCACAGAAGACAACCCUGCUGUUGCCCAUGGAAAUUGCUGUAAAGAACAACAACUGGAAAAUAAAGCUUUAAGGGAGAGAAUUCAGAAACUGCACAGGAGGCUUAAUAUAGCAUUGAAAGCAAAGACCACAGAGGAGAUAAUGAGCAACAGGCCUUCCCCAGGUGUUCUUGAUCCUUCCUUAGCCUUAGAAUACAAGAUGGUAGAACUUAUCGAAGGAUCUGGGGUGUUUUGGUAUACUCAACAACGUGCCUACUGUUCAGCAGUAAAAAAUUGGUCCGGCUAUGUCAAUGCUGUUGUCGACAUUUUCUUCAGCAAAGAAAAACUGGCAUCCUCUUGUGCCAUGGGCAACCAGAAAAAAAGCAAGACUGGUGACAGCCACCAACCACUUAACCCGUUGAUUGUCCAUGCGAUCAUUGGCAAAGUGUGUUCGAAAUUUACCCAUGACAAAGUUAGCGCCAGCCAAGUUGUUCAAAAAAUAAAUAUGAAAUGUGUUGAGGCUAGGCGCCCACAGCGAAUAAGAGUUGUCUCUUCCAGAGUAGAAUAAAACUAUUGUAGUUAAACCAAAAAUCAAUAUAGACACUUAGGUUAUACUGUUACAGUUACUGUAAAAGGGGUACAAGACUUGCAUGUACAGUUUUACUUUGUAAGUAUUUAAAUUUUAGUUUCCAGUUUAUAAAUGUCUACAGGGUUUGAAUAAAUGGACUUUAUAA
This is a messenger RNA of Stylophora pistillata, 1540 nucleotides long. RefSeq lists its product as uncharacterized. The record is from RefSeq and is a predicted model, not a curated record. NCBI's taxonomy places the organism in Eukaryota, Metazoa, Cnidaria, Anthozoa, Scleractinia, Pocilloporidae. Gene Ontology annotation, molecular function: DNA binding.